Molecule: messenger RNA, 207 nt
Organism: Gongylonema pulchrum
Lineage: Eukaryota; Metazoa; Nematoda; Chromadorea; Rhabditida; Gongylonematidae
Source: the annotation of a GenBank genome assembly
AUGGUGGUGGACGGCGUUCUGAUGUUGGUAGACGGCGUACUGGUUGGUGUUGGUAGGCGGCGUCUGGUCGGUACGAAAACAAAUGUUGACACUGAAAAUUUGCCGGAAAACCGGCUACUGAGCCCACCUGGAGUUCCUCCUCGCUCCAGCUGGGUCCAGCUUACAAAGAGAGCUGCAUACAUGAUUGAUAUUGGUGCCGCUGAUUGA